AGAGGCAAGAUCACAAAAUAUUAUCAUACGUGUUGUACACGAGAGCAUUGGCACGCCGGUUUACAGCCACCGUAUGGCAUAUCACGAAUAAACAAAUGAUAAUUCACUUUUACUAGCCACGUUCCAAGGCUGCAGAAUGGUUAUCAAGAGCCCCUUUACAAAAUGGUCAGCUUAUCACCUACCGGUACCAUCCCAGGCGCCUUUCCAAUCUCUGCAAAUGGUCCCGGAAGUAAGGAACGAUUCACAGGAGUCAGCUACAACGUUGUGAAAGUUCAACCAUUCUAUCGUGAGUGUGUGAUUGCCUUCCAAACUGGUAACGAUUCCAGAAUGAGUCCGGUUUACGUUAAGAUGCGAUUAAACUGACCCGAUGCUCACAACUUCCAAUAACGUGACCUGGAACGGAGAGAAAUUUCCUCAAGAAGCAUCAGUCACAGUUUCACGCGCCGUACAGAAACAUUUCUAUUAAGAAGAUGAAGUUGUUUAUAAACGUGAUCCUCAGUGUUGUGUUUGCGGGGAUUGGGACACAGGUAGAAUGUGCAAACAUUCUCGUGCUAAUGAGUGUAGUGUCCAAGAGUCAUUUCAUAUGGAUACGACCCAUAGUGAACCGUUUGGGUGAAGAAGGCCACAAUGUGACAGUGCUUUCGGUUAAUGUGGAUACAAGUGCUCCAAAAAAUGUCACCUACAUCCAUCUGGAAAACAGUUAUAACACGCUGUACGGUAAUGGAACGUUGGCUCGAAACGAUAUAUUAAAACGAUCGAAUGAAUCACCAUUGGCAGCCACCAUGUCCUUUUAUCGAUUUGGAUUGCUUGGCUGUGAAGGUGCAAUAUCCUCAAAAGGACUACAGCAGCUACUUCAAUACCCAUCAAACUUCCGGUUCGAUCUCCUCAUCUACGACUUCACCUGUGGUCCAUGUUUGCUGGGAUUGCUGGAAAAAUUCCACUACCCACCGCUAGUCAGCGUGACCGGAUUCGGAGUGCCUCAGUUUACCGAGCGUCUUGUCGGCGGACAUAAGGACACCUCUUACAUACCUCAUUUCACGCAGCUUACCGACAAUCCGAUCCCAUUUACCCAACGUUUCACCAACACUCUUGUCCAUCUGUUUGAUGCCCUUUACCGACGGUUUGUCUUUUUGCCACAAUUGACACGAACCGCUCAACAAGCGUUUGACUUUCCGCUGCCCGAUCUAACCGAACUGGAGCAAAGGACACUCGUUAUGCUUACCAAUGCAAACCCGGCCCUCGACCCACCGGAAAGCAUGCCACCGAACGUGAUUCCUGUAGGUGGGUUACAAAUUAUCGAUCCAAACCCCUUACCACCAGAGCUGCACGCGUUCAUUACGAACGCUCCGAAAGGGGCCGUACUGUUCGCGAUGGGAACUAACUUUAAAAGCAAAAUGUUUACAACCGAACGGCAAGCAAUGUUUCUGGAAGCGUUCGCACUCUUCCCCGAGUAUCACAUCUUGUGGAAGUUUGAUGACGAUCAGCUUCCGAGUCAGGCGAGCUCGAACGUGAUGGUACGGCCAUGGUUGCCACAGAAUGAUAUUCUUGCACAUCCAAACGUAAAGGCAUUCAUCUCACACUGUGGACUUAUGAGCACACAGGAGGCAACGUAUCAUGCCGUCCCGAUGGUUGGAAUUCCGAUAUACGUGGAUCAACAUCUUAAUCUCCAUCGGACCAUCCAGGCCGGUGCUGGAGUUCGGCUAGACUUAGUUAGCCUCUCCACCGCUGGAAUCGUGGCCGCAUUGAAGGAAGUACUGGAGAACGAAUCGUAUCAACUGGCGAUCGAUAAACGAUCAGCAUUGUUUCGUGAUCAACCCGAAAAACCACUGAAGCGUGCCAUCUGGUGGAUAGAGUGGGCACUCAGACACCCGCAAGAAGAUCGACUUCGCUCAAGCACGGUUAAGAUGGGCAAGCUUGCCGCCUAUGGGUACGAUGUGGCCGGAUCCGUCUUGCUACUUGUUGGAGGUUUGCUCGCAGCGACGUGGAAAACGUUUUCGCACAUGUGUCACCAACCGAGCACGAAACGCAAAGAGAAACUAAAAUAGUUUUAACGAG
This is a messenger RNA of Anopheles funestus (African malaria mosquito), 2055 nucleotides long. Its product is annotated as UDP-glycosyltransferase UGT5-like. Gene Ontology annotation, molecular function: UDP-glycosyltransferase activity. The record is from RefSeq and is a predicted model, not a curated record. The transcript is spliced from 3 exons. Bases 471 to 2045 code for a protein of 524 amino acids. NCBI's taxonomy places the organism in Eukaryota, Metazoa, Arthropoda, Insecta, Diptera, Culicidae.